CACCCCCUGCCCCCCCCACUGCCACUGGCCAGGGGUUAUAUACAGCACCAAGUACGCAGCGGGCGACAGGGACGAUGGGUGCAACACGGAGCGGGUGGCUUGGGGCCUGGGCCCCUCACGGUGCAGUGCUGGCUCUGCUGGCCCUUGUGGUGCUACGGACAGCUGGCGCUGGGACCUGCCAGGUCUCCAUAGUCCAUGGGGCCAUGGUGACUGCCUGCCCAGCCCAGGGACACCACAUGGUGCCCCCGAUCGACCCUGCCACCCGCAUCCUCCUGAUGCCCUUCAACCGCCUGAUGGAGCUCACGGUCACCUCCUUCCCCCACCUGGGGCAGCUCCAGAAGCUGUACCUGGGGCAGCAACUGGGGGGCACCCUGCGUGUGGGCCCAGGCGCCUUUGCCAACCUCCCCAACCUCACCCACCUGGACCUGGGGGGCAACAAAGCACUGAGCCUGGACCCCGUGGCCCUGGCCGGCCUGGGCCAGCUUGAGGUGCUGCUGCUGGAUGCCAAUGGGCUGGAUGAGGCUGUGUUGGAGGGUGGCUUCUUCCGUGACCUGGUGUCUCUGCGGCACCUGGAUCUGAGUGGCAACCAGAUCCGGCGCCUGCACCUGGACCCCAGCUUCCAGGCCCUGAGGGCACUGGAGACACUAAACCUGAGGCUGAACAGCAUCAGGGCAGUGUGCGAUGGGGACCUGGCAGCUCUGGCUGGGCGGCACUUGACCCUGCUGGAUCUCUCCGACAACCGGCUCUGGGGAGCGGAGGUCGGAGCCUGUGGGAGCCCCUUCCUCAAUCUCACUGUGGACACACUUGAUGUCUCCUCCAACCCUUGGGAUGUGGCCAGGCUGGGACGGUUCUUACAGACCCUGGAAGGCGCCAGGCUGGGGCGUCUCCGUCUCCGGCGCUCGGGUGCUGUUGGCAGCAACUUUGGCUUCAGGAACCUGCAGGAUCCAUCAGCCGAGACUUUUGUGGGGCUCUGGGGCAAGGGGCUGCAGGCGCUGGAUAUGUCUGGCUGCUUUGUGGCUGAGCUGGGACCCCGCAUCUUUUCACCGCUGCCUGAGCUUCAGGAGCUGAACUUGUCUGGCAACCGGCUCCAUCGCAUCCACGCCAAUGCCUUUGCCGGGCUCCAGAGCCUGCGGGUGCUGGAUCUCUCUGGGAAUCUGCUGGGGGAGCUGGGUGUGGAGGGACUGCAAAGUCUGUGGGCUUCCCCCCUGGAGAGCCUGGACCUCAGCGGGAACCAUGUCGGGGCAGUGGAGCCGGGGGCACUGAAGGGGUUCACAAUGCUACGGAUGCUGGAUCUACGGGACAACGCCCUGCAGCGGGUGCCCCCGGGGCCCCUGCCUACCCUGCGGUGCCUCCUGCUAGGCCGCAACCGCCUGGUGUCGGCUUGGGGGCUGCGGGUGCUGACACGGGGCCUGGGCAAGCUCGAUCUCUCCUUCAACCGGCUCCGGGACCUGGUGGGGGUGUGGGAGGAGCUGGGGGAGGCCACAGGGCUUCAGGCUCUGAACCUGUCGGGGAACGGGCUGAGGGGGUGCAGGGAGGCUGCCCCCCCAGCACUGGCUGGCCUCCAGGUCCUGGAUCUCUCCCGCAAUGCCCUUGGGCAGGGCUGGGGGACAGGGGGGUGUCUGGCAGGGCUGGAGGGGCUGCGGGUGCUGAAUCUGAGCGGCAAUGGGCUGGGGCUGGGGGCCCGGGGG
This is a messenger RNA of Alligator sinensis (Chinese alligator), 1688 nucleotides long. RefSeq names its product toll-like receptor 5. The annotation marks the transcript as partial. The transcript is spliced from 2 exons. The record is from RefSeq and is a predicted model, not a curated record. Gene Ontology annotation, cellular component: extracellular matrix. Gene Ontology annotation, molecular function: protein binding. NCBI's taxonomy places the organism in Eukaryota, Metazoa, Chordata, Crocodylia, Alligatoridae.